Messenger RNA from Plutella xylostella (diamondback moth), 3019 nucleotides. RefSeq lists its product as uncharacterized. Gene Ontology annotation, cellular component: axoneme. Lineage: Eukaryota; Metazoa; Arthropoda; Insecta; Lepidoptera; Plutellidae. Gene Ontology annotation, biological process: intraciliary transport. The record is from RefSeq and is a predicted model, not a curated record.
ACCUCCUUAGUUAAUCCUGGCUGAAUAAAACCGAUUGCUUUUUAAAUAUCGAUUACACCGUUGUCAUGGCAACGCGAUCACAACAAAACAACUGUCAAUAACUCUACAAUAUUUAUGUUUGUCGGACAACGGUUUUGCGUUCCUAAAUAGCUCAUUUUACGGGCUUUAUUUUCUAUUAUUAACCCAGAAACAUGGCUGUGAAUUUGUGAGUUUAAUUUCAUUGUCUUGUGUUUAGUGUCACAGGGUACGAACGAUUAUAAAGAAAGGAAAGCCUAGAGUCGCUUUAUAGCAGCGGUUCCCGCCUAAGUUUGCUGCAGAAGCGUAAGAGAGUGAGUCCUUUAUCAAUGGACAUGUCGCGGUCUUCGAGUGGAAAGGGAGUGACCCAGCGGUUGCUGUCGGCAAAGACGCACAGGGUCAAAGCAUUGCAGAACCAACUGGCUGAUGCGCACUAUCACUUACAGGAACUCAGCAAUGAGAAUCGUAUACUGAAAGCUGUUCAAAAGAAACAUGAAAUAGCUCUACAGAGGUAUGAGAACUCAAACGCCGAGCUGCCUCAAGUACUGAACUCCCACAGUGAAGAGAUGCGCGUGCAGCAAGCCAGGUACAAGCAAUUGAAGCAGCAGUACAGAGAGGUGUCUCAGAGGCUGAAGGAGCGAGACUCACAGCUUCAGCAGCUGAGGGACGAGCACCAGCACCUGCUGGACUUGAGCAAGGACCGGAACCUUCUAGAACGGGAAAAACUCCAAGCCCAGCUAGCGGAUCUAGCGCUGAAGGUGCAGCAACAGAACGAGACUAUCAGCACGCUGCAGCGCCGUCUAGCGCUCGAGCAGAAGAACUUUCGACAUCAGCUGCAGAAUGAAAUCAAUAAACAUAAGGACACGAGGCAUGACUUGGACCUGGCGAUCACUAAUGCUGACAAGCUGUCCACGAUUAUUGAGAUGAAGGAGAAAAUGCUAAGUUCUGUUUCCGUCGCUCGCAAUGCCAGGUCCCCGGUGAAACCGCCGCCGCCGCCGCUCGGCACUAAUAGAGCUGUCAGCAAAACAACCCGCGCCGCGUACGACGAACGAGCCAGCGGUGAUCAACUAUCAAGAUUGUGCGAAAACUCCCGCAGCCUCAGCAGCGCCUUGUCUCAUGAUGAAGAGACUUCCUCCUCGGCCGAACCAAAGUCGCGGUACAUACGCUCUAGAACUAAUUCGAGCAGCACCAAUACCAAAUCCACUCCUAAUCAAACUAGGAAAAACUCCAAAGCAUCAGAUGACAUGCUGGAAAUGGCUAAAACCGUACAAGAAGGAAUGGCCGGAUUGUCGUUGUUUGAAGAAGAAAUUGAUUUCCACAACACUGCUCACGAAGAUGUCCAAAAGAAAAUAGAGAGCAUGAAAAUUGACUUUAUGAAUAAGAUAAAGAAUAAUGAAGAUCCUUUAUCCAGGAAAGCAAGUCUAAAAUCAGGCUCAGAAAAGGAUUCUAUGGAAGAGAAAAUUGAAACUAAUCAAGAUGAAGAAGAAAGACCUAAGUCUAGAGGACGACGAACCUCACGAGUUUCUUUAUUAAAUGAAACAAAAGUUGAGGAAACGGUUGCGUCACACUCAUCUAAUUACAAUAGAGGAAAUGAAAUGAAACUGAAAAGAGAAAACAGUAUCGUUGACAGGAGAAACAGUAAACCAAUCGACAAAUACUGUAAUAAUAUAAUGCAAGAUAUUGAGAAAAGCAGUCAAAUUAUAGACAGACAUGUGAAAGAAUUCAAUACAACGAAGUUUGAUGGAGAAAAAUUGGUGCAACAACUUCAUGCUGUAGACAAAAUCAAUGAGUACGUCACAGCAAAUGGCGACAUACCCGAUGAAGCUUUCGAAGAGUUGAACAAUAACUUUAAAAUGUUGACUGAUCAGGUGAUGUCGGAAACGCUGCCUAUUGCCAAGAAAAGAACGCUCUCUGGUCGUGGAACCAAAACUGAAGGCAGAGGUAAUUUGUUUGGUGAUUCUAGCAUGAGCAAUCAGGACCUGUUGGAUGAUCUUCUAGGAAAGAAAUGACACGCAACUAAUUUCUCGAAUGCAAUGUUGACUUCGUGAUUAUGUUGACAUUAUGUAUUUGUAUGUUAACAUUUGGGGAUUACUUAGGAGUAUUUGAGUAGAAGAUUUGUAGGCUAACAAUGUUUUCUAUUUCAUUUUAUUGAUAGUUGUGUACGUUAUGGCUAUAAGUUUCCGUCGGGACCAUUCGUCAUUAAAAUUUACUACCAAAGUAUUUACAAAACCACAUUUAUAAUUAAUGUGGUAACAUUUGAUUACUUUAUUAUACACGAGACAGCUAGCCAACGACCGCGACAGAUUGACCCUUGUCGUACUGAUUUCAUAUUCAGUUGUUUUAUGUUUCAACAGAUUGGGCUUCAUUAAUAAAUCCAGCUCAGCUACCUAGUGGCAUAACAUAGGGAUUGAUUGGAAUAGAGAAUUACCUAGAUUUAAAUGAAUUAAAUACCACUGUAGAAAUAAACAUACUUGACAAUAGAUCACUUUACUAUCUUAUACAGUUUUUGUAUGUUUUAAUUUGGAUUGAUAGACUAAAUUUAAUAUUGCUGCAUAGAUUUUGUAUGUACACAAAUUCAAUACAAUCAAUUUUGCAACGGUUAUUGUUUGGAGCGAAGUAAAUAUUGUAAAUAGCGAAAUCGACAUACCUGUCUGAAUGCGAAAAUAUUUUAUAGUUCACGAAACAGUUUUUGGAUAGAUGUCUUUGCAAAAGGCACAGGAAGAUAUUACCUAAUCAUGUGAAAAGCAUUUAAAAUGUGUAUAAAAUAUUUAUUUUUAAUAUUUUAACCAUCCAAGUUUUCAAUAGUAGUAGGUACUCGUACUACAACAUUGUUCCUUUUUUAUAAAUCUAUGGUACAUAAUGUUAUACAUUGUUGAGUUAGAUUUCAUUCGAAUAACAUUUGCUAAUUGAAUUAAUGUGUACGUUGUAUUUUAGUUGAAAGGAACUUUUAUGUGCCUAUGACAAUGUUUGAGAUUGGAAUUGAAUUAUAUUUUUUAAAUAAUAA